Messenger RNA from Oryzias latipes (Japanese medaka), 2174 nucleotides. It is a transcript of the gene tmed8, whose product is annotated as transmembrane p24 trafficking protein 8. NCBI's taxonomy places the organism in Eukaryota, Metazoa, Chordata, Actinopteri, Beloniformes, Adrianichthyidae. The record is from RefSeq and is a predicted model, not a curated record. Gene Ontology annotation, cellular component: Golgi membrane.
AAUUCUCGAGAAGACGCGGAAGUCCAUAUUGUUUUCCGUUUAGUCGGCUUCUCCCAUUUAAAGAAGAUCCAGCCUUGCGAGGGGAAAGUGUCCAUGAUUGCGGCGAUGUGGAUUCAUUUUAUCUUGAUGGGCUGAGCUGGGUUAAACUCAUUUUAUUUAAAAAAUAAACGACGAGAAAUCGUGGUAAGACAUCAGCUGCUUAUCACUACUAUCUAUCUAUGCACGUAGCUAGCAGCUAGCCAGUUGUAAGCUAAUGUGAAGAAGCUACAGCAAUGGAGCUUGUUCGUGGAGACUGAGGGCGGAGCUUCAUCUCUUCCUGUCGCGCAGUCUGGGGUGUUUGUCUUGUCAUGAAAGCCAUGGAGAAAUUAGAGGCUACAUCCGAGCUUCAGUCACGGCUGUCCUCCUUGUCCUUCUCCUCUUUCCCCGGAAUAGCCUCCAAACAGUGUGAAAGCAGACCUCCGGACAGGCUUCACAGUACAAACCUUUCAGAGAGCUUUACCCAGUCUGUAGGCAGCACUGGUAUGGACACGACCAAAGACCCAGGACAGCUUUGUGAGGGUAAUCAAGAGGCUCCUGCAGUGCAAGCCCCGGGGACAGGAAGUGAGGAAAAUGUCAGUGCUGGGAGCUGUCAGCCCUCUACUGAGAUAAAAGCCCAGAUGCCCCCCCUGCAGCCCGCACACACGUGGACAUCUGCUGCUGUGAAGGAACUAAAGGCGAAGCUUCGACCCGAGAAGGACAGUGUGGUGACGGUGUACCGAGGCGACAUCAUGACGGUUAAUGUCCCCACUGUCCCUGAAGCCAAAAAAGUGUGCUGGGAAUUCGCCACGGACGGCUAUGACAUUGGAUUUGGGAUAUAUUUUGACUGGAGUCCUGUGACAAACCGAUCCAUCACCGUGCACAUCAGUGAGUCAAGCGACGACGAAGAUGAAGAGGAGGAGCUGGAAGGGCCUGUCAGUAAUGGAGACGUCGAGAAGGGAUCCAAGAGUCAAACCAACUCGAACUUGGCCGAAAUCCUCCCCGUGUAUCGUCAGGACAGCCACUUGUCUGUCCACGGCGGCAGCCACGAUUUCCCAGGUGAAGGCACUUACCUCCUUAAGUUUGACAACUCAUACUCCCUUUGGAGAAACAAAACACUUUACUACAGGGUUUAUUAUAGUGCCUGAGAUUGCAAUUUACUGCUUAUGAAUGUGCGUUGUAAAGAAUAUACCCAAGAACAAUGAACUAUUUCUAAUUUUUAUUUUUUUCUUGGAAAAAAAAAACAUCGAAAUGGCAUACCGGCAUAUCUAUUUUUAUCACCCUUGGCUUGUCGUGUCACUUGUUGGAGAUGUGUAAGGCUAAAAUGUUGAACAUCUGCUUUAGUGUCUUGUUGGCAUAUAUUUAUCAAAGCCUUGCAUAUGUGCCAUAUUAUUUCCUUGUACAUACUGUACCACCCGUCCAAGUGGCCGUCAUAAAACGCAUAUUGUCUUUACCUGUGACAUUUCAGUGACAGCAGGUGUCAGGGAACACCUGGACAUGGUGUAUCGCACGUGGCCAAGUGCUCAGUCAGUCAGUCGGCACUAGAAAUGGAGUUUAACUCGUGUUUUCUGUGUUUGUGUGCUUUUAUGAUCACUGUCUCUUUGUUGUUAACCACUUUAUCAGUCAAAUAUACGGCAUAACUUGUUUUCUAUGUGUUGGUUUGAAAAUCACUUCCAUUUUUUUCUUCUUCUUCUUUUAUGGCCUGUUGGAUAAAAGAUCUAUCAUCUAAAGAAAGUAGUAUGAGAUUGAGAGCGAGCUCUUAAUGACACAAAUAAAAGCCAUCUCUUAUCACAAAAAUUUCUCUUUAUAUAAUAGAGAUUCAAUAUUUGCGUUUGCUUUGCCUACAUUUUUAUUAGGUAGAUGAAUUGCAUCUAAAUGUCUCUCGUACACAUGUCUUUCUGAGUGCAAAUCACUGUGUUUUUUAAUGUUUUGUGUGCAUUGGACCAUCUUUUCUUUGUGAAAUCAAACACCUCGAACACUUUAAACUUGUGUGCUUUUUGUCCCAAAGACAUCCCAGAUUUGGCUGCUAAUGUUGUGUGCAAUGUAAAAAAAAUAAAAUAAAAAUAAAAAUAAAAAUUUAUUUGCUUUACUGUAAGUUAUACUGAAGAUAUUUGUUCCUAAAGUUUAUAUUCCACAAUAAAGAAAAGAUUAUGCAGCUC